AUGUUAUCAACACAAACCGAAUCAGCUGAACAAUUAAUGCCAUUAUCCAUAAUUCAAAAUCAGCAAUUUUAUGAAAGAUCAACCUAUGACUUAUACAAUCUAUCAGAUGAUGAUAAGAAAACGCAAAUAAAAAGAAAAUUAAAUGGUAAAGAAAAACUGGAAUUCACCUUAGUAUUUAGAGAGUACUAUAAUACUUCGAGUAACCAAUUUGAAUUCUUAAUCAGAAAAAUUACAGAAGCGCCAUUUUUAGAAAUCAAAAAAAGAAUGAUUUAG
Racocetra fulgida is the source of this 273-nucleotide messenger RNA. NCBI's taxonomy places the organism in Eukaryota, Fungi, Glomeromycota, Glomeromycetes, Diversisporales, Gigasporaceae. The record is from the annotation of a GenBank genome assembly.